CAGUGAUGACGUAGAAUGUAGUCGCCCACGGUCUCUUUUGUGUUUAUUUUUCAGUUCUCACCAGCUUAUGCUAACAUUACCGAUUCAAAUGCAUUUUGUGAUCAUGGGUUUGCAUAGAUCGUUUUUUUAGCUAUAGUGUGCAAGAAUGCAAAGAUGAACAAAGGCUGGCUGGAACUCGAGAGCGACCCGGGACUGUUUACUCUGCUGGUGGAAGACUUUGGGGUCAAAGGUGUCCAAGUAGAAGAAAUAUAUGACCUACAAAGCAAGUGUCAAAGUCCUGUUUAUGGCUUCAUCUUCCUGUUUAAAUGGAUCGAGGAACGUCGAUCCCGGAGGAAAGUUUCCACCUUAGUUGACGAAACCUCUGUCAUUGAUGAGGAAAUUGUUAACGACAUGUUUUUUGCACAUCAGCUGAUACCAAACUCCUGCGCCACCCAUGCAUUGCUGAGCGUGCUUCUCAACUGCAGUGGUGUUGAGCUGGGCAUCACACUCAGUCGGAUGAAGGCUUUCACAAAGGGCUUUGGUCCAGAGAGUAAGGGCUAUGCCAUAGGAAAUGCUCCAGAGCUCGCCAAAGCACACAACAGCCAUGCAAGACCGGAGCCAAGGCACUUGCCAGAGAAGCAGAAUGGAAUCAGCGCUGUGCGAACCAUGGAGGCCUUCCACUUUGUGAGCUAUGUUCCCAUCAAGGACCGCCUCUUUGAGCUGGACGGACUCAAAGCCUACCCCAUUGACCAUGGGCCUUGGGGCGAGGAGGAGGAAUGGACGGACAAGGCUCGCAGGGUCAUCAUGGAGAGGAUCGGCCUGGCAACUGCUGGUGAACCAUACCACGACAUCCGCUUCAACCUGAUGGCCGUGGUACCGGACCGAAGGAUCAAGUAUGAAUCAAAACUGGAAAUCCUCAAGAGAAAUCGACAGACUGUCCUGGAAGGACUACAACAGUUAAUACGGCUCACCCAGCCCGAGCUGGUCCAGGACAAGAAGCAGCAGGAGUCCUCUGCUGAUGAAAUCAAGAAGGAGGCGGACGCCGAGCCCGGGACCACCCGGGGGGCCACGCAGACCCCAGGCGAUCAAUCCCAGGCUACCUCCAAUCCCUCAGGCAGUGCUAAAUCUCUGGGUAAACCAGGAGGAGGUUCCCGGGUAGUCACCAGUCCCACCCCCAUCGUCCAACGCCUGCCUGCGUUCCUUGAUAACCACAACUACGCCAAGUCCCCCCUGCAGGAAGAGGAGGACCUGGCUGCGGGAGUGGGUCGCACCAGGGUAGCGGCCGCACCACCGAAGCCAACGUACUCUGACGAUGAGGAUUAUGAGGACGAAGAAGAAGAGGUUACUGGUGCUGCGGGAAAACCCAGCAGGUUAGCUGUGUUCAGAAGGAAGGCCAGCCUGCGGACGCGGUCGGGCCGCGUGGGAGGGGGCAUGGAGAGCCAGAUCGCGCUCAGCGUCCUGGCAGAGAAGCUGAAGAAGGAGGUCCAGCGGAAGGACGCCCUGAGCACGCCGCUGUCCGUGCGCACCGAGGGCCGCAACGGCGGCGUCAGCAUCACGGCGGCGUCGCAGCCGUCGCCCACGCCCAGCAACGAGAGCACGGACACGGCCUCGGAGAUCGGCAGCGCCUUCAACUCGCCGCUGCGCUCGCCGGCGCGCUCCCAGGCGGCCACGCGGCCGUCCAGCCCGGUGGCGUCCCACCUCUCCCGCGUGCUGUUCGGGGAGGACGACCUGCUGCGGCUGGACCCCCGACACAACCGCGCCGUGCGCGAGCUCGGCCCGUCCAUCUGCGUGGCGCUGCUCCACCUUCAGGAGGACGGGGUCAUCUGUUCCCUCCCGCCGUCUGUGGACUCCUCUGCCAAAGGGCCCAAGCCGCCCUUUACACCCAAGAAGAAGAUUAAAGAAGAGGAGCAAGGAGAGGAGGCCCAGGGCAGUGCCGAGGGCCCGUCUGUACAGGUGAAGGAGGAGCAGGACUGCAAGGAAGGAAUUGUGGGCAAGCCUAGCAAGGAAAAGAUGGACCCUGCGGAUGUGGUCGGAGUCCAGAAGCCACCUGGAGAUAAAUAUUCUCCCAAGGAGCUGCUGGCUCUACUGAAGUGCGUGGAAGCUGAUAUUGCUAAUUACGAAGUCUUCCUAAAGGAGGAAGUGGAAAAACGGAAGAAAUACAAGAUUGAUGACCAGAGGAGGACCCACAAUUAUGACGAGUUCAUAUGUACCUUCAUAUCAAUGUUGGCACAAGAAGGCAUGCUGGCCAGCCUGGUGGAGCAGAACAUCUCGGUGCGCCGCCGGCAGGGCGUGAGCAUCGGCCGGCUGCACAAACAGAGGAAGCCGGACCGCAGGAAACGCUCACGACCGUACAAGGCUAAGCGGCAGUAAUAUAUAUAGAUAACCACACACACACACACACACACACACACACACACACACACACACACACACACACACACACACACACACGCUCUAUGUGGUGAUCAUCUCCUAUAGAUCAUGAAGCAUCAAGCAAUCACGGCAGAGAAGAAGGAGGAAAAGAAAUGGGUGCACUUCUGUAAAGGCUGUUAGUUGUAUUUUAAGAUGGCUUCCUAUUCGUUACAAAACGGUAUCAUGCCGCAAUUUCUUUUAUAUGUAUGUGUACAUAAUGCGUUACAAUUUUAGGCCUCAUGUCAUACCUUUUGAGAUCUGCCUCUUCAGUUAAGAGGCCGGUAAUUGUACCAGGCGAACAUUGAAUGCAAAAAUGCCUUCUAUAUUUCCUUUACAGAGGGAAGAGAGCAAAUUCAUUUUCCUGAAGGUCAUCUGGUAUUUUGUAAUCAUGGUCUCACAGUAUAGUUUAUAAGGUAUUGGAACCUCAGAGAUCUGAACCGGCUCUUUUUGACUAGAAGGUGUAUAUUUCCCUCUUGGGUCCUGUAAAUGAAUGAUGAACCAUCAUCUUAUUUUUGUACCUGACAGCGCUCCCCAUGUGCGGUGGUUUAUUGUGUGCAUCUGUGUGUUUUGUACAUAUGUAUCUGUCUGCCAGCUCAGCAUCACUUGCACAGUGGGCCAGGUGGCUUUUGUCCUUACCAAUUCAUACUACAAUAAACAGAAAGAAAAUGUGCUCAUUGUUCCUUUUUAAUU
Molecule: messenger RNA, 3081 nt
Organism: Gadus chalcogrammus (walleye pollock)
Lineage: Eukaryota; Metazoa; Chordata; Actinopteri; Gadiformes; Gadidae
Gene: bap1
Product: BRCA1 associated protein-1 (ubiquitin carboxy-terminal hydrolase)
Exons: 17
Coding region: 154-2349 (731 amino acids)
Biological process (GO): ubiquitin-dependent protein catabolic process; protein deubiquitination
Cellular component (GO): cytoplasm
Molecular function (GO): cysteine-type deubiquitinase activity
Source: RefSeq, a predicted model, not a curated record